UAAUGACUACUAGAAUGAGAAAGCUUGUUUAUACUUUGAACCCAACCAUUUUUAUCCAUUCAAAUAAGAUAAAAACUUGCACGUUUUUUUAACAUUCGCCAUGGACGACGAGCUAAAAAUAUUCAACCCUUUUUAUCCACUUCUAAAAAUAAUCAUCAAUCAAUAAUUAAGGCAUCGAUUAUGCUCUCCUUCGUGAUCGCGCUUCUGUUUUUCUCGUUUUCCAACGCAGCCAUGGAUCCAGAUUCAGUUUACCAGUCGUUUCUUCAAUGUCUACCUUCACAGUCACCGGAUUCCGCCGAGGAUCUCUCCGAACUCAUCUACAGCCCCACCGCGAAUUCAUCUUCCUACACCGCCGUCCUCCAAGCUUACAUCAAAAACCAACGUUUCAACAACACCUCAACACCCAAACCCUCCGUUAUCAUAACUCCGACCACCGAAUCCCAAGUACAAGCCGCCGUUCUUUGCGCUAAGAAACUCGGUGUCCAGAUCAAGAUUCGCAGCGGUGGUCAUGACUACGAAGGAAUCUCCUACACUUCAUCCGAUCCCGAUUUCAUUAUACUCGAUAUGUUCAAUUUCCGGCAGAUCGACGUUAAUAUCGCCGAUGAAACUGCGGUUGUGGGAGCGGGAGCACUGUUGGGAGAGCUUUAUUAUAGGAUUUACGAAAAGAGUAAAGUCCAUGGCUUUCCCGCCGGAGUUUGUCCGACUGUCGGUGCCGGUGGACAUAUAAGCGGCGCUGGUUACGGCACCCUGCUUCGUAAAUACGGAUUGACCGUGGAUCACGUGAUUGAUGCCCGGAUUGUGGAUGCUAAAGGCCAGGUUUUGGAUCGGAAAUCCAUGGGAGAAGAUCUUUUCUGGGCGAUAUGUGGCGGAGGCGGCGGUAGUUUUGGUGUUAUAUUAUCCUACACCGUGAAAUUAGUUCGGGUGCCGGAGGUUAAUACAGUUUUCCGGCUUAAAAGAAUGGUUGCAGAAAAAGCUCCGGAACUUGUUCAUAAAUGGCAGAUGGUUAUGCCAAACAUCGACCAUGAUUUAUACAUCAGAAUCCUGUUACAACCGGUAACUGUGAACAAAGAGAAAACCGGUCGGGCUACAUUUAUAGCACAUUUCUUGGGUGAUUCCGAUAGAUUAGUGGCGUUGAUGAACGAAAACUUCCCGGAAUUAGGUUUGAAAAAAGAAGAUUGUUUUGAAGUAAGUUAUAUUCAAUCCAUACUUUUCUGGGAUAACUUAGAUUACAACACGACGGCGCCGGAGAUCCUCCUCGAUCGCCACUCCGACACUGUAAAGUUCGGAAAACGGAAGUCCGAUUACGUCCAAACCCCAAUCCCGGAAUCUGGGAUGAAAUUAAUAUUUAACAAACUGGCUGAAUUGGGUAAAAUCAGCUUGGUGUUCAACUCCUACGGCGGGAUAAUGAACGAGAUUCCGGCGGACUCAACUCCAUUCCCCCACCGCGCCGGGAACAUUUUCAAAAUCCAGUAUUCCGUCAACUGGAAUGACGCCGAUCCCAAAUUGGAGACAAAGUACUUGAAUCAAAGCUUGGUUUUGCAUGAUUUCAUGACGCCUUAUGUGUCAAAGAAUCCGAGAGGGGCGUACUUGAAUUACAGGGAUCUUGACAUCGGCGUGAUGACCGGAGACAGUUACUGUGAAGGCGAGGUGUACGGCUUGAUGUACUUCAUGGGGAAUUUUGAAAGACUGGUGAAGGUUAAGACGGCGGUUGAUCCGGAUAACUUAUUCAGAAACGAACAGAGCAUCCCAACACUCGCCGGAAAAAACUCAGGCGAAUCCAGGAAGACGAUGAUGUGAAAUAGUACACCUGUUGUCUGUGUAUCAUGAAGGAAUUGGCUUUUGAUAGCACUUCAGCUUCAAAGGAUGCACUCCACGCAUUAUUACUUGUACUUUGGAUUUAUUUACUGCAAAGAUCUUCUUGUAUUGACUUUUGACGUGGAUGAUGUAAGAAAGGAUAAGCGAUAUUUUCGUUUAACACUUUCAAUAACUGAGCAAAAAUCAAUCAUUAUUGUUUGCCUAUUAUUAGAAAUGUUAUAUUUACGUUUGUGUAA
This is a messenger RNA of Lactuca sativa (garden lettuce), 2051 nucleotides long. RefSeq names its product berberine bridge enzyme-like 21. Gene Ontology annotation, molecular function: oxidoreductase activity; FAD binding. Lineage: Eukaryota; Viridiplantae; Streptophyta; Magnoliopsida; Asterales; Asteraceae. The record is from RefSeq and is a predicted model, not a curated record.